AUGCCACUCUUCAUUCUCGGAGAUGGUGCAUGUGGUAAGACGUCGCUCCUGAAUGUUUUUACCAGAGGUUACUUUCCCCAAGUUUACGAGCCGACUGUGUUUGAAAACUACAUUCAUGACAUCUUCAUUGAUGGACAGCAGUUGCAAUUAUCGUUAUGGGAUACUGCUGGCCAAGAGGAGUUUGACCGCUUGAGAUCCUUGUCGUAUAGUGACACGCAUUGUAUCAUUCUAUGUUUUGCUAUCGAUUCGCAUGAUUCUCUUGAAAACGUGAAAAACAAAUGGGUCGGUGAGAUUCUUGAACACUGCGAAGGUGUCAAGCUCAUCCUCGUUGGUUUGAAAGCGGACUUGAGAAGUACCGACCCAGAUAUUGGUCAAAAUGAUAUGUUGAUUAAUAAUGCUCCCUCGGGUAAGAAGCUUGUUUCUUACGAGGAGGGAGUUGGGGUGGCGAAGGAGAUCGGUGCCCUGAGAUACUUGGAGUGCUCUGCCAUGAAGAAUCGUGGAGUAAAUGAAGUGUUCACUGAAGCAGCCCGUAUUGCUCUUACCGCUAAACCAAAAGGAGCCAACGCUGCUGCAAACGUCUCCGACAACGAAAGCAGAAGCUGUGUGAUUAUGUGA
This is a messenger RNA of Ogataea angusta, 615 nucleotides long. RefSeq lists its product as uncharacterized. Gene Ontology annotation, biological process: small GTPase-mediated signal transduction. Bases 1 to 615 code for a protein of 204 amino acids. NCBI's taxonomy places the organism in Eukaryota, Fungi, Ascomycota, Pichiomycetes, Pichiales, Pichiaceae. Gene Ontology annotation, molecular function: GTP binding; GTPase activity. The record is from RefSeq and is a predicted model, not a curated record. The transcript is spliced from 2 exons.